AUGUCGGCGUCGGCUUCUGGUUCAGCUGAUGGCCUAAUUGAGGCUCAUGCUCUUCACCCUGUUGAUACUAGCAGAGCAAAAGAUGGUGUCUGGCUUGUCAAAGUUCCCAAUUAUUUGGCUGAUCUAUGGCUAAAAGCGAAUACGGAUCGCACUGUCGGAAAAGUCGUUAUGUCUACUGUAGACAACGUGCUCGGAAGUAAGGAUCAAAAGCAGAAAGCGGACGUCUAUCUCAUUACAGACGACAGCUUGAUUGCAGAUGCUGGUGAAAAUAGCGACCUUAUCCCUAGAGAGCAUAAGUUUUUGGUUCAAUCAGCACCAUCGUCGAAGUCGCCUCCUACUAGGAAUCGUCUUGGAUCGUCACGAAUUUCUUCCGCAAUGGCGGGCCAAGAGCUUGUGAUUCUUUGCGAGGAAGAUUCUCAAGCGCCUAUAUCCUCAAAUGAGUCCGCAUCGUCCUCUGCUCCUUCGGCACAACGUACACGGUUCGGCAAACGCUACUCCUUAUUUGGUCGAGUCUACAGCAGAGCCGAGUGCCAGCCACCUCGAAACGCCAACUAUAUGAAACUUAAGGCGCUGCAGUUAAAGGCAAAAAAUCGCGCUAGACAUGAGGUGCGUGUCCUAGACAAGCCGGUGCAAACCCACCUGCCUGUUGCAAACCAUGCAUUUGACAUUGAGUACGGAGUACGCAAGAAGCGCGAGGGCAAAAAUCUUCGUCGCGAGCGUGAAGACGUACUACAGGACCUCUUCAAGGCGUUUGAAAAGCACCAGUACUACGCAUUCAAAGACUUGCUUCUUCUAACCAAGCAGCCCGUGGCGUACCUCACGGAAUUACUGAAAGAAAUUGCGGUUUUCAAUUCCAGACCUCCGCACCAGAACAUGUGGGAACUAAAACCGGAGUACCGUCACUACACUUCCAAGGAAGACUCAACGGCGUAA
Messenger RNA from Echinococcus granulosus, 933 nucleotides. RefSeq names its product General transcription factor IIF subunit 2. The record is from RefSeq and is a predicted model, not a curated record. Gene Ontology annotation, biological process: transcription initiation at RNA polymerase II promoter; transcription by RNA polymerase II. Gene Ontology annotation, cellular component: transcription factor TFIIF complex. Bases 1 to 933 code for a protein of 310 amino acids. Lineage: Eukaryota; Metazoa; Platyhelminthes; Cestoda; Cyclophyllidea; Taeniidae. The transcript is spliced from 5 exons.